Messenger RNA from Coturnix japonica (Japanese quail), 5061 nucleotides. NCBI's taxonomy places the organism in Eukaryota, Metazoa, Chordata, Aves, Galliformes, Phasianidae. The record is from RefSeq and is a predicted model, not a curated record.
GGAGCGACCUUCGUCCCGGCUGCGGGGCUGACCUUUGACCUCCCGUGGGUGAGGGCAGCGGGUCGGGCCGGGUUCGGUGUCGGUUCGGGGCUGUCCGGGCUCAGCCGGGCCCACAGGGCUCAGCACAGCCCGGUUGGACCGGCGGGUCUGUGUAGGGACUGACCCGGUACCGGUGGGCCGCGGGGCGGGGCGGGAGCGGCUGUCAGAGCGGCUGUGGAACGGGAGGAGGAGAUGGGAGCACAGCGCUGAUAGAGCUACAGCACUGAGGGACCGACAGACCGGCCGACCGACAGACCGACUGACAGACAGACAGACUGACCGACUGCCAGCUCCACACAGCGCGCUCCAGCCAUGGAAGAGGAAGGAAACAGCACCGGCUUGGAGGCCAUGCCAGCAAGUGGAAUUCUUCAGUUUGUAGAAGACAGGAUACAGAGUACUAUGCUGACUGGAAUCGCCAUUGGAGCUGCAGUUGCGCUGUUCCUGAUAGGAAUUGUUGUGUUUUUUGUUUACAGAAGAGUGAAACGAUCCAGACAACCUCAACCACAGGUUCCUCAAUACAGAUUUCGCAAGCGAGACAAAGUGAUGUUCUAUGGGCGGAAGAUCAUGAGAAAGGUUUCGACUAUUCCAAACUCUCUGGUUGGGAACACUGUGCCUCGCCAGAGGAUGAGGAAAAGGGCCAAAGUUUUGAAUUUGGCUAAAAGGAUUCUGCGUAUUAAGAAAGAAUGUCCAACUCUGCAGCCAAAAGAGCCACCUCCUUCUCUGCUAGAGGCAGACCUGACAGAAUUUGACGUGAAGAAUUCUCAUUUGCCAUCGGAAGUCCUAUACAUGCUUAAAAACGUUAGGGUUCUUGGUCACUUUGAGAAGCCUCUGUUUCUGGAAUUGUGCAAGCACAUGUUUUUUGUGCAGCUGCAUGAAGGAGAAUACAUCUUCCGUCCUGGGCAGCAGGAUGACAGCAUCUAUGUUGUGCAAGAUGGAAAGUUGGAAGUUUGCAUUCAAGAAAGUGAUGGCACAGAAGUGAUUGUUAAGGAAGUGCUGGCAGGAGACAGUGUCCACAGCCUUCUCAGCAUCCUAGAUGUCAUCACGGGUCACCCAGCUUCGUACAAAACAGUCUCAGCGCGGGCAGCCACUCCAUCCAAUAUACUGCGACUGCCAGCAAGUGCCUUUCAAGAUGUCUUCCAGAAGUAUCCUGAAACUCUUGUUAGAGUGGUGCAGAUCAUCAUGGUGAGGCUGCAGAGGGUGACAUUCCUUGCCUUGCACAACUACCUUGGGCUGACUACUGAGCUCUUCAAUUGUCAGAACCGAGCCAUCCCACUGGUCUCUGUGGCAAGUGUCACAUCUGGAGGAAGUUCAAGUAAAACAAUAAAAAGACAAGUGUCCAGUGUAUCAGAGGAUGAUAGAGAGAAGGUUGAGAAAGCUGGGGAAGCAUCGGAAAUGGAUAUGUUGAAGAUUUCUGGUACAGAAAAUACUGAGCAUGUUUUCAGGAGAAGCCUUUCUUCGCCCCCCUCCACAGAGACUUCUGGUACAAAGUCAGACAUGAACAUGGCAUAUGAGAGAGCCAGGGUGCACUUCAGCCCAGAGGAUGCUCCUAGCAGCCCUGUUGUGGGCAAGUCGAUAUUGAAGAAGACCGUGACGUUGACAAAAAUUCCUUCAGCAGUUUUUCGUUACACUGGUGAGCUUGCUGCACAGGAAUCCUGUAAUAGCAAACCCAUGGAUGCCAUCUUUGAAGCAGCAAAGAAAGACCUUUCAACCCUGAUGAAACUUGAGGACCCUUCCUUGCUGAAUGACAGAGUGACACUGCGUCAGGUUACUGCUGGGACCGUGCUGUCGAGGCAGGGAGAUCAGGAUGUUAAUGUUUGCUUUGUGGUCUCGGGGAUGCUUCAUGUCUACCAACAGAAGGUCGACUCUGAGGAGGACACCUGCCUGUUCAUCACUCACCCAGGAGAACUCGUGGGUCAGCUUGCUGUUCUCACUGGGGAACCACUGAUUUUCACUAUCAAGGCCAAUCGAGACUGCAUCUUCCUGUCUAUUUCCAAGUCCCACUUCUAUGAGAUAAUGCGAGAGCAGCCAAGCGUUGUGCUCGGUGUGGCCCACACUGUUGUAAAGAGAAUGUCCUCAUUUGUAAGGCAAAUUGACUUUGCCCUGGAUUGGAUGGAAGUUGAGGCUGGGCGAGCUGUAUACAGGCAGGGUGACAAGUCAGACUGCACAUACAUCGUCUUGAAUGGACGACUGCGCUCAGUCAUACGGAUGGAUGAUGGAAAGAAGCACCUGACUGGUGAAUAUGGCCGAGGAGACUUAAUUGGAGUGGUAGAGGCGCUAACCCAUCAGCCUAGAGCCACAACAGUUCAUGCUGUCAGAGAUUCAGAACUUGCCAAACUCCCAGAGGGAGCCCUGACGUCUAUCAAACGCAAAUUCCCCCAGGUUGUGACUAGACUUAUUCACCUGCUGGGAGAGAAGAUCCUUGGCAGCCUUCAGCAGGGAGGCCAUCCUUUUGGUUUGCACAGCUCCAGCAGCAAGUGGGAUGCCGGAAAUCCUGCCAGCAAUCUCUCCACAAUAGCAAUUAUGCCGGUGUCUGAAGAGGUGCCACUUACUGCUUUCACUCUGGAGCUCAAGCACGCUCUCACUGCUGUGGGUCCUGCCUUGCUGCUCACAAGUGAUAACAUCAAACAGCGGCUGGGCUCUGCUGCGCUGGAUAGUAUCCAUGAAUACCGACUGACCAGCUGGCUGGGCCAGCAGGAGGACAUCCACCGCAUCGUCCUGUACCAGGCAGACAGCACCCUCACUCCCUGGACUCAACGCUGCAUCAGGCAGGCUGACUGCAUCUUGAUAGUAGGGCUGGGAGACCAGGAGCCCACUGUUGGAGAGCUGGAGAGGAUGCUGGAGAACACAGCGGUCCGAGCCCAGAAGCAACUGAUUCUGCUCCAUAAGGAGGAUGGUCCUCUCCCUUCCCGAACUGUGGAAUGGCUCAAUAUGAGGAGCUGGUGUUCUGCUCAUCUUCAUCUCCACUGUCCACGAAGAGUGUUUUCCAAAAGAAGCUUGCCAAAGCUGAUAGAGAUGUAUGAACGUGUGUUCCAGAAGACACCAGACCGACACUCAGACUUCUCUCGCCUGGCUCGUGUUCUGACUGGAAAUGCCAUUGCCCUGGUCCUUGGCGGUGGGGGAGCCAGGGGCUGCUCCCAGGUCGGGGUUAUCAGGGCACUGAUUGAAGCCGGCAUCCCCGUGGAUAUGAUUGGAGGAACGUCCAUUGGCUCUUUCAUGAGCGCUCUAUACGCAGAAGAACGCAGCUUCAAUCAGAUGAGGAUCAAAGCCAGGCAGUGGGCCAUGGUUAGCGCAAGGUUGUGCCACAUCCAGAAUGGAGAAGAGGGGGAGGAAAGGAAGAAGGAGCCACGAGAGCUGAAUUACAGCCUUACUGCAAAGCAGUGCAGAGCUCGGUGUUUCUUGGUUAUGAAUUCAGUGCUUAAGACUGUUCUAGACUUGACGUAUCCAAUAACCUCAAUGUUUUCUGGAGCAGCUUUUAACAACAGCAUCAGCAGCAUCUUCAAGGAUAAACAGAUUGAGGAUCUGUGGAUUCCUUACUUCACGAUCACAACUGACAUCACUGCCUCAGCAAUGAGGGUCCACACUGAUGGCUCUUUGUGGAGGUACAUCCGUGCCAGCAUGUCUCUCUCUGGGUACAUGCCCCCGCUCUGCGACCCGAAGGAUGGGCACCUCCUGAUGGAUGGAGGCUACGUCAACAACCUUCCUGCUGAUGUGGCGAGGUCCUUGGGUGCUAAGGUGGUGAUAGCAAUCGAUGUGGGGAGCCGGGAUGAAACCAACCUCACCAACUACGGCGACUGCUUGUCUGGCUGGUGGCUGCUCUGGAAGAGGUGGAAUCCACUGGCUGAGAAAGUGAAGGUGCCGAACAUGGCGGAGAUCCAGACACGGCUCGCAUACGUGUGCUGCGUGCGGCAGCUGGAGAUGGUGAAGAACAGCGACUACUGCGAGUACAUCCGGCCCCCCAUCGACCGCUACGGCACGCUGGAUUUUGGCAAGUUCGAUGAGAUCUGUGAGGUGGGAUAUCAGCAUGGCAAAACUGUGUUUGGUGUCUGGUCCCGGAGUGGCGUCCUUGACAAGAUGCUGCGAGACAAACAUGAGACUUACAAAACCAAAACUUCUGAUAGCGUGAACUACCCCAGCACCUCCUUCACAGACCUGGCAGAGAUUGUGUCCAGGAUUGAGCCAGUGAAAGCUGCUGUGGCUGAUGAUGAGUCAGACUACCAGACUGAGUAUGAGGAAGAAGUUCUGGACAACCAGAAGGAUGAUUAUAUUCAUUUCAUACGGAAGCAGGCUGAGGACGACACUGACUCGGAUGAAGAUGUACGGAUAAGGAAGCGUAAGAAACUCCAAAAUGUGGACUGCCAGACAAGCAGCACAGGAGAGCCAGCCUAGAACUGAGUGCAGCAGCUGCAUCUCAUUUGUAUUUACAUACACUAAAAAAAGGAAAACAUCUAGAUGAGAUUAAGCAAGCUUUCGCCCUCCUCUAGGCAGGGUGUGUGGCAUCCAGCUGCCAGCAGUAAGCACCAGCUCCUGCCCUGUGCCGUGCAGACCUCUGGGCAGUGCCAGCCCUUGGUCACUCUGGGACUGGCAGAGUGGGAGCACCUUGGGGACGUGCAGUCUUUGGCUGCUGCAUGUUCUAGUUACUGGUUCUACUGCAAGGCCCAAAGAAUAAAUGGGCGUCGUCCUGCUGUGUCCGUUGAUGAAAGGCUCCAUACAGCUGCACUGGAGAGAGGAGAUCUGUGGAGCACAGCGUCACUGCUUGCUUUUCAUCCGAAUCAGGUAACUGUGAUUAACUCCUCAGUGACUUGCAAUCAGGUGCUUGUGAGCAGUGCUCUGACUGGAGCCACUCUGAAUGUAUUUAACUUCCAAUCUCAAGCCAAGAAAUCAAUUAACGUGAACACUAGCUAUGAAGCGUGUAUCCUUAAGCCAUCAGCAGACAUUUACAGACAAAUAAUAGUGCUGACUUUCGCCAGGCAACUCUGGAGUCCCUGCUUGGCUGAGAAAUAAAGUUAUUUUGCUGGAUUUAAA